AUGACUGCUUCUCACCUAUUCAAUAUCAAAACUGUCGACAAGGCUGGGGAAGCCAAGCUGACGAAUGUCAUCAACAUCGAGAAGGACAUUGACGAAAUUACCACUCUACAAGGUAUUCGACAGCUUUUGGUAUCUGCUAAGAAGCUGGAUUCGGCAAAGGCACGCUUUGCAUUCUGUGGCAAAGAUGGCGCUCGUGUGGGUGAUGAUUUCAAUUGGAAGCUCUACGAAGCCCUUGUCGCCGAAGGUUCAGAUCAGGACUCCAAGACUCAGCUGCCAGGAGACACGAAAGUCCAUAAUCUAUGUUUUGAGUCCCCAGAAGAGACCAGCAAAGAAAAGUCAUUGAGCAAGCAGGCGCAGGACCUUCUUGAUAGCAAAUUGGACAUGGAUCUUGUGAAAAACAAACCCGAGCUGGUUACAGCUACUCUGAAAGAGCUGGCUAGCACCUACAACCAUGCCAAUUUCAAAGCUGCCGCUGGGGGCAAUGUUGUGACAGCAAGCUCUCUGUCCCAGGAAGACUGGGAGACGGUUUUGCGCAAUACGCAUUAUCUAAACGCGCAUCGGGUGGUCUUUUCAAAUCUGGAGAAUGGAACAAGGGCGUUUAAAAGGCUUGACAAAGCUCCAUUUGCUGCAUUUUGUACUGCGCCGAGAAAGAUAUUCUCUCUAGAAAAGGCUGACAAAUCUAUCCAAGUCGAGGGAGAGUAUCGAAUUCCUCGAUAUGUAGUCACCGACGACUCCUAUGUUAACGUCUUUGAAACAGCGAGUUCAUUGUCCGAGAGUGUUGCCUCCAGCAGCUUCUCCCAGAUGGAUAUCGAAGCCUCAGCUGGUGGAAGUCUUUUUGGAGCGAGUCUAUCUGUCAAGGCAGGUUUUAGUCAAAACGAGAGUCAGGCCGUCGCUACAUCGACCUCCAAAUCGGCGAGGUCCAUGAACAUCACAUAUAAUUUCCCAAGGGCUAUUCUGCACCUCGACGCAAGAAGCUUAGAGCUGACAGAGGAAUGCAAAAUAGCACUACAGGGGGUCAAGGAUGCCGAUAGCCUAAUCCAGUUUCACCAAGACUUUGGGCAUUUCUUUGCGACCAAUGUUGAGCUUGGUGGAAAGCUCUUUGCUUCAGAGCAGUUUACCUCCGAGGAGUCGGCCAAGGCGGAAGAGAAGGCAAAUGCUAUGAAGGCCAGUGCCAGUGCCUCGUUUUCGUACGGCGCAUUCUCGGCCUCUGCCAGCUACUCACAGGAGAACCAGCAAAGCGAAUCCCGAAAUGCCUCUAGCAGUCAAAUGACCAACAAUCUCACCUGGGAGGCCCGGGGUGGCGACACAAUUCUUUGUAAUGAUCCUCCAAACUGGUGUGCUACGGUUAAACCGUUUACGAACUGGAGAAUCAUUAAUCAAAGGGAUGUGAUGCCUUUGGGCGAUCUUAUUGGAACUUUCCAGAACUAUAAGCAUAUUCCUAGUGAUUUUGACCAAAUCCGAAAGGGAUCGAGACAGUCCGUUCCUUGCCGGUUCCGACUCCGGGCUAAUAAAAAGGAUGACGUUGGGGAUAACGAAUUCUACGGAGUGCGUAGAAGGGAGGAUGGGAAAAAGAAACUGGAGCCCUACCUGCGGAGGCAUAAGGGUCAACUACUCAAGGACGAUGGCCUCACGGACGAUACCCAAAUAUUCCCCGGGUUGGGUUUCACGGCCUAUUGGCAAGUUAGCACCCCUUCGGGCAAGUUUUACUCUGCUUUCGAAGAGCGCGUCAAAAAAGACUACUUUACAGACAACUUCAAGGAGUAUGUCGGGAUUGAUAAAUUAGAUCAUCACAAUGGAGGCUGCGACUUCGAGGUUGAAGUUGUGACGGAGCUGAAAGCAAAGCCGAAGUUACAAUUGAACGUUCCGUACCUUAUCCACGUCCCUAAGCGCAGCACCUAUCUUGCCGCAGACACAUCCGGCACUUAUAAGGACAGAUUCUUCGGUUACAUGUUUUAUGCACGUCAGGACCGUGCCAGCAAAUUCAUGUUCCGAAAGGUCGGGGACAGAGACAGAACAGGCGCCGUUGAGGACAAGAUGGAGGUCGAACUGGCCUGGUGUAAUGAUGAUGGAGAGCCUGUGGCUGUUGUUCAACGCUUUGAAGCCGAUCAGUCGACUCUGGUGCUGAGUAAAUAUGGAGCAUCGAAUGCAUCGAGCUAUAGUGUUGAGCACAAUGCGACAGUGGAAUAUAGCUAG
Messenger RNA from Aspergillus bombycis, 2193 nucleotides. RefSeq lists its product as uncharacterized. The coding region runs from base 1 to 2193 and encodes 730 amino acids. NCBI's taxonomy places the organism in Eukaryota, Fungi, Ascomycota, Eurotiomycetes, Eurotiales, Aspergillaceae. The record is from RefSeq and is a predicted model, not a curated record. The transcript has 14 exons.